GAGUUGCAGAAAAUUAUUGUGAAUUAUCAAAUACUAAUGCAUCCUACAUAGCUCCCGAGAGGCCACGCUUCACGCUUCUUCUCCGUUCGGGAAAUGACAAACAGUAGAACAACCAAAACAAAAUGUCUACUUUUGACACGUAUCCCUGACGUAGCCCCCUCCAUGUUCGACAAGUAGAGCUCACACACUCUCUAAGACACGCUGCCUUCUCACUUCCCUCUCUCCCUUUUGUGCCUGUCAGGUUGAAACAGUCAGAUUGUUCUUCUUCCUCGUCAGAAUGAUACCUCUGGUGUUUGGUUCUUCACUGCCCUCACCGACACCCCCAGAGGCAGUAGAGACGCCGGCUACAAAGAAAUGUGGGAGCUUAGCGGGUCCCCGGAUCUUCCCAAAUGGAAGCCGUUCGGGUUCCGGUAACGGGUUCCCGCCGUUUCUUCCCAAAGAGGUUGAGAAGAUCCGAGACCCUUAUGCCAGAAACUUGGCUCAAAGAAUGGAGAGGCUCCCUGUGCAGAUGGGGUUAUAUGAAAGUUGUAUAAUGAGUAGUUGUGUGAAACCUCUAGUACAAACCAAGAACAAUCCAGUGGUUCUUCUCCAUUGCUUUGACAGUUCUUGUUUAGAAUGGAGGUGCACAUAUCCCCUGCUUGAAGAGGCCGGGUUGGAGGCUUGGGCGAUUGAUGUGCUCGGGUGGGGCUUCUCCGAUUUAGAAAGGCUUCCACCAUGCAAUCAGGAAUCAAAGCGUCAUCACCUCUAUCAGUUUUGGAAGUCCUACAUCAGAAGGCCGAUGAUAUUAGUUGGACCAAGCCUCGGUGCUUCUGUUGCAAUUGACUUUGCAGUUAGUUAUCCGUUUGCUGUUGAAAAGCUGGUUUUGAUUAAUGCAAGUGUGUACGCAGAAGGCACCAAAGGCCUUGCAGAAUUUCCUAGAGUAUUAGCCUAUGCUGGGGUUUCCUUGUUGAGCAGCAUCCCUCUACGGCUUUACGCCAAUACGCUGGCCUUCAAUGACAUUUCAUUAGCUACAACCUUUGAUUGGACUAAUGUCGGCCGCUUACACUGUUUGCUGCCUUGGUGGAAAGAUGCAACAGUAAGUUUCAUGAGUAGUGGGGGCUACAAUGUUAUUGCGCAAAUAAAACAGGUAAAGCAGAAAGCACUUGUCAUCUGUAGUGAGAAAGAUCGGAUUAUCAACUACAAGCAAACACUGAGACUACGGUGUGAACUACCCUCUGCAAUCAUGCGGCUAAUACCGGAUGGUGGUCAUCUUCCUCAUGUUGACAAUCCCAUCUCUGUUGCAAAGCUAAUUGCAGGGUUUGCUCACAAUGACCGCUGCUGAAUGGGACUGCUGCAGAAUUUCUUGUACCUAUUCCCUGCCUUUAGCGGAGGCCAUUAGUUCUUUGCAAUAGUGUUGAUUGCCUAUUUGUACAUUUGUUUAGAUAUGUAGUAGGUUUGAAGAUAAGUGGAUGUUAUAAUGUUGCAAUGUGAAACCAGCUGAAUAAGCAAUGAAACAGUGACCGCUAAUAUAGCUAGUACGAUAGUUUACCAACAGAAGAAAAGUGAGGACAAUGAUAAUGUAACUAUAAUAGGUAUUUGGGAUGUUGUGUGAUCUUGGGAAAGUUAUAUACCGAACUUAUAUUAUGGUUUA
This is a messenger RNA of Rosa chinensis, 1630 nucleotides long. RefSeq lists its product as uncharacterized. NCBI's taxonomy places the organism in Eukaryota, Viridiplantae, Streptophyta, Magnoliopsida, Rosales, Rosaceae. The coding region runs from base 278 to 1321 and encodes 347 amino acids. The transcript has 10 exons. The record is from RefSeq and is a predicted model, not a curated record.